Messenger RNA from Rhineura floridana, 1233 nucleotides. RefSeq names its product forkhead box E3 (gene FOXE3). NCBI's taxonomy places the organism in Eukaryota, Metazoa, Chordata, Lepidosauria, Squamata, Rhineuridae. Bases 1 to 1233 code for a protein of 410 amino acids. Gene Ontology annotation, molecular function: RNA polymerase II cis-regulatory region sequence-specific DNA binding; DNA-binding transcription factor activity, RNA polymerase II-specific. Gene Ontology annotation, biological process: anatomical structure morphogenesis; regulation of transcription by RNA polymerase II; cell differentiation. The record is from RefSeq and is a predicted model, not a curated record. The transcript has a single exon.
AUGACAGCCGACUCCGUCCACUCGCCUAGCCAGGGGGAUAGCCCAGGCUCCUCCAACUUGCAGAGGGUCUCCCCGUCUGGCUGCAAGGUGGAGCCAUUGUUAAUCAAAGCGGAGCCCAGAGGGAGCCCUGCGGAGAGAGGAGGGGAGCAGCCUGCAGAGGAACAGCCACCUUGCCCCGGCGCAGGUGGCGGCGGCAGCGGCGGCCGCCGGAGGAAGCGUCCAGUGCAUAGCGGGAAGCCCCCGUAUUCCUACAUCGCUCUGAUCGCCAUGGCCAUUGCCAACGCACCAGAGCGCAGGCUAACUCUGGGCGGCAUCUAUAAGUUCAUCACCGAGCGCUUCCCCUUCUACCGGGAGAACCCCAAGAAGUGGCAGAACUCCAUCCGCCACAACCUGACUCUCAACGACUGCUUCGUCAAGAUCCCCCGCGAGCCGGGCCACCCGGGUAAAGGCAACUACUGGGCCGUGGACCCCGCCGCCGAGGACAUGUUUGACAACGGCAGUUUCCUCCGGCGGAGAAAGCGCUUCAAGCGCACGGACCUCGCCACAUAUCCAGGCUACGUGCACAGCGCCAGCGCCUUUACCCCCAACCCAGGGCCGGUUGCCUGGGCGGGUCCCUGCAACGGCUCCGGAGGCUUAGCUUACCCCGGCAGCGGGGCCCCCAUCUAUGCCCCUAGCGGCGACGGCGCCUACAACGCGCAGCUGCCCGGGCUUCCCCAAUACCCUGGGGCGCCCCCUGCGCCGCAGUCCCGAAUGUUCAGCAUCAACAGCCUCAUCAGCUCUCAGCAGCAGCAGCAGCAGCAGCAAGCCGCGGCUCUGCAAGGCUCCCCCGUGGGGGCAGAGCCGACUUAUCAUCCCUUGGGCCUGAAUGGCGCCGGCGAAGUGGGCAGCUGUACCGUGAGCAAUCCGGAGGCCUGUUUCCAGACGCAGCAAGUUAGCCCCGGCUUGCUGGGCCAGCAGCCGCCCACCAUGACCCACCCGUACUCCGCCUCGCCACCGGGCCACUUGACCUUGCCGCAAGGCGUGUAUUCAUCUCCCAACGCGCAGCUCUACGGCGCCCCCAAUAGGCUGGCUCUGCAACCUGGCCUCCCUGCCUCUUCCUGCGUCGACCACGCGGAGCAACUGCUGGGCCUCGCAGCCUCUCAGCUCAACUGUCAUGGGCAGUUUGGAGCCGCUGCCAAUAACUCUUACAUGAGGCAACCUAAUUUCCCAUCCGGCCUGGAAAGGUACUUGUGA